Molecule: messenger RNA, 306 nt
Organism: Camellia sinensis
Lineage: Eukaryota; Viridiplantae; Streptophyta; Magnoliopsida; Ericales; Theaceae
Source: RefSeq, a predicted model, not a curated record
AUGACCACUUAUAAGCCUUGCAAUUCCCCUGUAUCAGUUAAGCCUUCUCUUGCUCCAGACUUUGCUCUUCCAUUUGAUCAACCUGAGCUUUAUCGCAAUAUUGUUGGUGCACUCCAGUAUCUUACUAUCACCAGGCCUGACUUGUCUUUCUCUGUUAACCAAGCUUGUCAACACAUGCAUGCCCCCACUAUUGCCCAUUUUGUUGCUGUCAAGAGACUGUUAUGCUAUGUUAAAGAGACUUUAGCCCAUGGACUCACUUUCAGUCCUAGUUCUUUUGAACUUCAGGCCUUCUCCGACUCGAACUAG